This is a messenger RNA of Pseudonaja textilis, 873 nucleotides long. Lineage: Eukaryota; Metazoa; Chordata; Lepidosauria; Squamata; Elapidae. The record is from RefSeq and is a predicted model, not a curated record.
UCCAUCUUCUCAAUAGAGUCGCCCCGUCGUGGGUGCAAUCGAGACUGGGGGAAUAUAACUGGGAAGGUGCGAGCUUUCCCGACGCUCCUCUGAGUCUGGCUUUCGGGGUCUAUUUUUAAAAACGUUACAUCCAUUUAUAGCUCAGGCAAACAAAUUCGCAAGCCUUUAAUCCCGCUCAUCGGAUUCCGUGAGCCCGACGUCCAUUUUCUUUCUCCCGCCUACGUUGUCUGCCCUCCAGGCGUCAGGGCUUUUAUUUUCUCAGGGCGGUUCUGGGCAGAGAUCGGAUGCGAGGAGCCGUCUCGCUGACUUCAGCCCGCGCCUCGAGUCGCCUCCCAAGGGCGCUUUUGCGAGGGGAAGAGCAUCGGAAAAGAGGACGGCGCCCAUUUUUCCCGCCGUCGGGGAAAAGUUGUCCGGUAGAUGUUCUGCGAGGGUCGGCGCAAGCAGUUCAAGGGCCGCCCGUCCUGCAGUUGACUCCUUCCCUUCCUACGUAGCUACUCAAAGCACCUGUAGCCCGUAUCCUCCGGGGGGCCGUUCGCUCGCCCGCCCGCCCGCCCGCCCGCUUUCAGCAUGGUGGAUUUGUUCAGCGGGCGGAUCCUCGUGAACCUGGAGGGCGGCUUCGUGGACCCCGAGCAAGCUUUGGAGAACAAAAUCGUUGGCUUGUACUUUUCGGCCUCCUGGUGCUCCCUCUGCAGAGACUUCACACCCACGCUAUGCGAUUUCUACAGCGAAUUGGUGGAUGUCGUCACUCAUCCGGCCCCUUUCCAGAUCGUCUUCAUCUCGUCCGACCGCAGCCGGGAAGAAAUGACGAGCUUUAUGUACAAGAUGCACCCGGGCUGGCUGGCCUUGCCCUUCCACGAUCCACUUAAACAGUGA